This is a messenger RNA of Cotesia glomerata, 792 nucleotides long. It is a transcript of the gene mip40, whose product is annotated as protein lin-37 homolog. The transcript is spliced from 5 exons. Gene Ontology annotation, cellular component: transcription repressor complex; Myb complex. Gene Ontology annotation, biological process: negative regulation of transcription by RNA polymerase II. The record is from RefSeq and is a predicted model, not a curated record. Bases 21 to 785 code for a protein of 254 amino acids. NCBI's taxonomy places the organism in Eukaryota, Metazoa, Arthropoda, Insecta, Hymenoptera, Braconidae.
UUACAUAAUAAUAAUUGACAAUGGGUAAAAAAAGAACAAUUACGCCGUCAUCAUCAUCAUCAAAAAAUAUUAAAGUUGAAGUAAAAGACGAAAUUAAUGACAAUGAAGUUGUGGUAGCUCGUGAUCGUCUGAAAGGAGCUUUAAGGGAAUUACUACGUAACAGCGAUGAAGGAUCUUCUGGGGAUUCUGAUAAUGAAAGAGAUUUGCCGGAAUAUAAACCAACUCCUAUUAAAAAAACACGACAAACUCCAAUGCGCAAAUUAAAAAAAAAGAAGCCACUAGCGGCAGACCAAUCAUUCCACCACACAUAUGUGAUGAAACUCUUCGACAGAAGUGUCGACCUAGCAAAAUUCCGUGAAGACACUCCUCUAUACCCAAUCUGUCGUGCUUGGCUGGCUAACCAGCCAAGAAACCCGAACUUAGUUCCAAAAGAAAGGACUCCUAGUCCGGAGAUUGUCGAAGAAGUGCACAAGGACACUAGCUUUGAAGACUCCAAUGGAGAAUUGAGAGAUGUGUUCAACUUGCCGCCACCUAAACCCGCUGAAGAAGCUUUCCCGAGGAACCGCAUUCCUUCUCCAGUUCGCCAGCCCAAGGAUAAGCUUGAUCUUAAUUAUGAUGGAAAAUCUUUGAAAUCUAAAGAAACUUUAAUGAAAAGUCAUAGACAACAUUGGAAUGCAGUUCGUCGUAAAUGGCACAAGCAAGCUCAAAAAAAUGAAAAACGGUUUCAAAAGAGCGCUAAUAUAUUAGAAAUUAUUUUUAAAAGGGCACAAACAGAGUUUGAAUAAUUAAAAA